Molecule: messenger RNA, 914 nt
Organism: Lasiosphaeria miniovina
Lineage: Eukaryota; Fungi; Ascomycota; Sordariomycetes; Sordariales; Lasiosphaeriaceae
Exons: 1
Coding region: 84-863 (259 amino acids)
Molecular function (GO): glycosyltransferase activity
Source: RefSeq, a predicted model, not a curated record
GCGAUGCACCAGAGCUGACGGAGCGGCUUGCGGCUGCGCUGUGGCGGGCCGGCGCCGCGAGGUCGCUGGCCCCGCCGCACGACAUGUUCAUGAGCGGCGGCAACUACGUCGUGCACGAUGCUGUCCUGCAGGUCGGCCUGCCGGCGUUUGAGUACCCGCGCGCUGACUUCCCGCCGGGGUUUAGGAUCGUCGGUGUCCUCCCGCCUGUCACGCCGGCUGCGAAGAAACUGCUUUGGGGAUGGUGGGGUGAGGAUGUUGUUGCGGCGAAGAAGGAUGGCAGGACGAGGAAGAUUGUGGUUGUGGCGCAGGGCACGGUCGAGACGGAGCCGACGGAGCUGAUCAUUCCGACGCUGCAGAUCCUGGCCGGCCGGGGCGUUGGAGACGAUGGCGAUGGCGAUGGCGAUGGCGAUGGCGAUGGGAACGAAAUACUGACGAUUGCGAUCCUUGGAUCGCGCGGUGCGCGGCUGGCGCCCGAGCACGUCCCGGCGAACGCGCGCGUGGUCGACUACCUGGCCUACGACGCCGUGCUGCCGUACGCCGACGUGUGGGUCCACAACGGCGGGUAUGGCGCCACGAUGCACGGCAUCGCGCACGGCGUGCCCAUGGUGAUUGCCGGUGAGGGCCAGGACAAGCUCGAGAACGGCAGGCGCGUGGCGUGGAGCGGGCUCGGCGUCGACCUGGAGUGUGCGAGGCCGGCGAGGGACGCGCUGGCGGGAGCCAUUGACGAGGUUCUACGCAAUCCGACGUACAAGGAGGCGGCCAGGCGGAUGCAGGAGACGGCUCGGAGCAUGGAUUGUUUCAAGGAGGUCGAGGACGAGAUUCUGAAGCUCGCGGGACAUGCUGGACAUGCCAAUGGCAUUUAGACCUUAUAGAAAUUUCAGAGAUACUUGUAAAUUAGGUACGUGACUAUAUAG